CUCUCUAGAUCUCUUUCCAGAUCUCUCUCUGCAUCUCGCUCCCGAGCAGGCUCUGCAUCCAGAUCGUCGUCACCUAAAAAACAAAUGAUGAGCUUAAGUCUGGACGAUACGAUAGUCUAUACCGAACUUGUAAUAGACACCGUGCCAGUGGCUGCGAAAGAGCUGUACGAAACUUUGGAAGACUUCGCCGAAAAUAAAAAUAUUUUACCACAUAGCUUCCAACAGGCGAUUUCUCAACAACAGGCAAAUACUCAACAACGGGCGACCACUCUACAACAAGCGACCGCCCUACAACAGGCAGACGCUCAAUUGCAAAAACUUCAAAAUAAAGUCGACGUGUAUGAAAAAUUGAAGUCCUGUUGUAGGCCAGAAAGUGCGCCUGAUGAUAAUUUGCCUGGCCGGAUUCCGUCUCUGAAUGAGAUAGAUGAAAUAGUCAGAAAGGCUAUUCAAGUUGGUACUCGUGGCGAUAAUGAGUCCCGUUGGAAUGGCGCUGUUAAUUUAAGACUGCUCGAUAUGAUAUUCGAAGAUCCUUUUACGGGACCGAUUGGCGAAUUUGGUGCUACAGACUGUACCUCGGCCCAACUACACAAAGAAUUCAGACCGGUAGCUACUACAGCCAGGAUGAUUGACGACUGCAUAUUCCGCUCGUUUGUGGAUGAUGAAGAAUGGACUUCAGCCAUAAAGAAAUUCGCCCACAUCAACCCUACCCAAUCAAUCAACCAUACCGACUUUGUAUCGAUUCAAUAUGACCCUCUUUUACUGAGCAUCGAGACUAAGAAGCCUGCUGCGGAAUUGGAGAAGGCGAAGCUACAGAUCGGCAUAUGGCAUGCUGCACAAUGGAACUUUUUAGAAUGGGCUGUUGGUGAGAAGCUUCUUCAACAACGGAUAGCCCAAGGUCUUGAUGAACCAACUACAGCUCAAGAUCAGGAAGACUUUAAGAAAGAGAAACUUGCAGCAUUAUCAGCCCUUGCCUUUAUCCCAG
Trichoderma atroviride IMI 206040 is the source of this 982-nucleotide messenger RNA. RefSeq lists its product as uncharacterized. The record is from RefSeq and is a predicted model, not a curated record. NCBI's taxonomy places the organism in Eukaryota, Fungi, Ascomycota, Sordariomycetes, Hypocreales, Hypocreaceae.